This is a messenger RNA of Panicum virgatum (switchgrass), 2368 nucleotides long. RefSeq lists its product as uncharacterized. Bases 548 to 1879 code for a protein of 443 amino acids. NCBI's taxonomy places the organism in Eukaryota, Viridiplantae, Streptophyta, Magnoliopsida, Poales, Poaceae. The transcript has a single exon. The record is from RefSeq and is a predicted model, not a curated record.
GGCUCCCUCCAAAGCUUUACAGGCUCCAAUCCAUGCCCCGGCCCACCGGCGAGAUGAGGCGCGGCGUCAACCUCCGCGCUUCAAGCUAAGCCUCCUGAUCGGUCGAUUGGUGGCUUGUCCACAUCCACCGUCCUUCUCUUCUCUCCCCCGCCUGCACUAGUCCACCGGUGCAUGGCUCUGGCCGACUAGCGCUGUCACGGCCUACAGCAGCAGCAAGCAGGAGCUGCGUGCCUUGCCGUUCCUGCGUGUAUGCACUAGUCUCUACUCCUACACGGCACACCGCACACCCUCCCUGUCGCUGUCGCCGCCGGAUCGCCUUUUGCCUUCGGCUUCCGUCCGUACUUCACCAGCGCACCGCCCACCACGUCGGCACGUUCGCCUCCCCUUUCCACCUCCGUCCUUCGAUCACUUCACUCCCGGCUUGGAGCUUGCUUCCUCCGCGCGCCUGUCAGAGUAUUCCUUCCUUUUAUGGUCCUCGGCUUCUCAUCGCGUUGCGCCGGCAUGAUCUGAGCAAAGAUAGCUAGGUUCUGGUGGUCAGAGAUCGGAGAUGGCGAGCGGCGGCGGCGGUGGAAGCUCGCUGCUGCGCGGCUUCCUGUCGCUCUUCUUCCUCCUCUUCCUCCACAUUGGCCACGCCGGCUGCUGCUUCUCUCCGGGCUCUGCCGCGCGGGCGCGGGAGGAGGACGAAGCGGCGGACGCGGAAGACGGUGGGAAGGUGGGCGGCGGCGGCGGCGGGAGCAACAAGAGGAGGAAGAUAUCGCCGUUGAUUUUCUCCCCGGCCGCGUCGUCCUCUGCCGUUACCAAUGGCAGUGCCAGAGCCCGGCGCGGGCACGCGUCGUCGGUCGCCGCCAGCCUCCGGUUCUACCUCCACCGAAUUUUCUCUUCAUCCGGGGCCAAGGAUGGCGCCGUUGCGGGCAGGGAGGAGGAAGAGGCGGCGGCCACCACCGUGUCCUCGCCGCUCGCACGGUCCCUGCCGCCUCAGGCUUCGGCGUCGGUGGUGCUGUCGACGCCGUCAUCGCCGUGCGCGUCGUCGCCGUUCAUGUCGCCGCUCUCGGUGCGCUCCCUCAGCGCCACCCCCGUGCCGUCCUCGCCGCAGAAGCUGCUGCAGGCGGGCAGGCAGUCGUCCCGGUCGUUCGCCGCCCGCGGCGACGUGUUCCCCUGCAAGGUGUGCGGCGAGGUGCUGGGCAGGCCGCAGCUGCUGGAGCUCCACCAGGCGAUGAAGCACUCCCUGUCGGAGCUCACCCACCUCGACUCCAGCAUGAACAUCAUCCGCAUGAUCUUCCUCGCCGGGUGGAAGCCCGCCGCGUCCGGCGCCACCGAGGCUCCCGCCGUCCGCCGCAUCCUCCGGAUCCACCACAACCCGCGCGCGCUCGCCCGCUUCGAGGAGUACCGCGACCUCGUCCGUGCGCGCGCCGCCCGGCGCCGCGGCGAGGGGGCCGGCGCCGCCGUCGUGGAGGAGGAGCGGUGCGUCGCGGACGGGAACGAGCGCCUGCGCUUCCACUGCUCCACCAUGCUCUGCUCGCUGGGCGGCGGCGGCGCGUGCGGGAGCCCCUACUGCUGCGUGUGCAGCACCCUGCGGCAGGGCUUUGCGGGGAAGCAGGCCGACGUGGACGGCAUCGCCACCUACGCCUCCGCGUGGGCCGCGCACGCGUCCCUCCCCGAGGACGUGGAGCGCGAGUUCGCGUUCCUCCAGGUGCGCCGCGCCAUGCUCGUGUGCCGCGUCGUGGCGGGGCGCGUCGGCCGCGGCGCCGCGGACGACAAGGUGGCCUACGACUCCAUGGUGCCCGCGCGCGCCGGCGCCGGCGGCGACGACGUCGAGCUGCUGGUGUUCAACCCCAGAGCCGUGCUCCCGUGCUUCGUCAUCCUCUACAGUAGCCAGUAGCCACGACGACCGCCAGGCCACGACGCGGCCAGCCUGCACGCAGUACUAGUGUAUUAUAGCCUUUUCGCUGCUCCUUUGCCCCAUCCCCAGUUCGGUGUCCCGUGUCCCCGCCGCUGUGGUCGCCGCUCGGUCACUCGCCGCGGCGCGGCGUGGGCGCGGUGGUGGGGAGGCUCGCGCGCCUGUCAUGGAGCUCUGGAUCUCCUGGUUGGACCGUGCGAACAGCAGUGGCCGCCGAUGCCGUCGUCUAAUUUGCCGGAUCCGAUCGAGGUUGAGAAUGAUACGGAGUUGAGCGAGCCUACCACGCGGAUAGUGAUGCGACGCGCCAGAACCAUAAUGUUAUGGAGUCAUGUAUAGUGGUGUGGUUGGCAUGUUUCUGUGGCUGCUACGUACUAUUGUUGGGUCCCCUGUCAACUGUUUUGCUAGUGGUCUCUGCACAAUUAUCGUAGUUUCUCAUUUGAUCUUGAUUUAUGUUCAGGGUUGCUUUGCGUA